Kockovaella imperatae is the source of this 1444-nucleotide messenger RNA. RefSeq names its product WD40-repeat-containing domain protein. The coding region runs from base 26 to 1444 and encodes 472 amino acids. Gene Ontology annotation, molecular function: protein binding. Lineage: Eukaryota; Fungi; Basidiomycota; Tremellomycetes; Tremellales; Cuniculitremaceae. The record is from RefSeq and is a predicted model, not a curated record. The transcript has 5 exons.
CUUGCGGCUCACUGAUCAGUGCGAGAUGCCUGCCCAACCACCAGUAGCUUAUGCUACCCUAUGUCAUCAGCUACCUUCAAAGCAGUACAUCCUCGGAAUCACCCCUUCUUCCGCUUCGCCUCACCUUAUCCUUCGGCACCCGACACCCGAAUUGACCAUUGCCGAUAAUCAAAGCUUGCAGCCUGUCGACGUGCUCAAGGGCGGACACAAAGGCAAUGUGACUAGCGUGUGCAGUGAUGGAGGUGCUCUUUGGAGUUCUGCGAAGGACGGCUCGGUCGUCAGGUGGGAUGAGAGGAGCCGACAACCUGGGAGCACUAUCAAAGCGUUCCUGAGGGCACCUCUGCCCAUUACUGCCCUCGCGGUCUCCGAACGGGGCCACCUAGUGAUAGCUGGCACUGAACUGCUGUCCGCUGAGGCUCAUAUAGUGUUUUGGGAUACUAGAAAUACCAAAGACGCAUUAUACAGGCACUCUUCGACUCAUUCCGACGACAUCACCCACCUGUCACUCUUACCAUCUACAUCGACAUAUCUCGCUUCCUCAGGCUCAUCACCGAGCCCACUCCUUCUCUCCGCCUCGACGGAUGGUCUCGUAGCAUUGUCCAACGUCAAAGAGAGCGACGAGGAUGAAGCGGUAGUAGCUGAGGAGAAUUGGGGUCAGAGCAUAGCGGCUGCGGGUGCAUAUCCUGUACAUGGCAGCAAGUCUAUGGGAGUAUGGGCAAGAAGCGACAUGGAUGGCAUCUCAACGUGGCAGAUCGGGAUUGGCGAGGAAGGCGAGGUUGAGCUGCAAAACCACCUCGAAUACCCUAUGGAAUCUCUCAAAUUUCAAAAGUAUCCCUUGCCAAGAGAUGGCCCAUCAAUCACUCAAACCGCAGAGGCAGAAUCGUCUCAGAAAUCUAAGCAGGUCGUAUCGGACUACAUAGUGGACGCUAUACCAUCCCUUGGAUUGAGCAAGAAUAGGACUCCGAUGCUGGCGGUCGGAAGUAACGAGGGAGAUAUUGUCCUGUUACACGGUUCCGGCAGUUCGAGCUCAUUCGCUCCUUCAGCCUACUUCCUCUCUGGACCGAAAUCAAGGGGUCACAAAGACGUCGUACGGUGUAUAUAUCACGACGUGGAGAACGAAGCUUUAUAUUCCGGUUCGGAAGAUGGAGUGCUAUCCGGAUGGUCCUUGGCUUCACUCCCUCAGCGACUAAUGGUAGGAGACCCCUCGAUAGACGAUGAUGGAGGAGAUGGUCGAGAAGAUGUGCAGAACGAAGAUGAAGAGAGUGAAAUCGAAACCGAAGAAGAAGAAGAAGAAGAUGAUGAUGACAGUGGGAUGGACGUGGACGAUAGCGAAGAGAGUGAGGAGGGACCGAGGCACGGACCAGUGCUUGGAGGGGGAGGUGGCGGUAAAGAUGUCGGUCGCAAACAGAGUAGAUCAAAGAAGCGGAGUCAUCCUUAUCGUUAG